AUGUGUCGUUAUUUUCAGAUGGGUAAAUCGACAAAAGAUAAACGUGAUAUUUACUAUCGUUUAGCAAAAGAACAGGGAUGGCGUGCGAGAAGUGCAUUUAAACUGUUACAAAUACACGAUGAAUUCAAUAUUCUAAAUGAUGAUGUUAAACGUGUUAUUGAUUUAUGUGCGGCACCGGGCAGUUGGUCACAAGUUCUAUCUCGAACAUUAUAUAAAACAUAA
Didymodactylos carnosus is the source of this 222-nucleotide messenger RNA. Lineage: Eukaryota; Metazoa; Rotifera; Eurotatoria; Philodinida; Philodinidae. The record is from the annotation of a GenBank genome assembly.